AUGCAGGGAUGUGGUUUGCAAGAGGAAGUAAAACUGUUUGUUGACAUUGUUGUAAUGUGAUAUGUGUUAUUUUGGAAUGGCUUGUGAAGCAACAGAAGCACCUCUUGUUCUGUAAGUAAAACUAAUGUUAACCUGUGGGAUUUGUGUUUUUGCUGUUGAUUUUUGAUUGUACUGCUUUGUCCUAUGGGAUAUAUUUUGCUUCUGAAUAGAAGUUUGUGAUUCUUUCUCAACUCAUUUAUAACUCUUUUGUCAGCUGAGAUGUAUGUUUACAUAGUGAAGAUGAUGUGUGGUUGAGAGCGCACAGCUAAAAAUAUUGUAUUUUGUCAGUUUUCAUAUAGAGUGCUGUAGCCUAUCUUUUUAGCUCAUUCCCUGCCAGUGUUUUUUCGUUUCAGAAUGAUGAUAAAAAUAUACACUAGUAUUUACUGCAUUUGGACCUGUAUAUGCUGUACUGUUUAAAAGGUGGGUAACAGCGCCACCUACUGCAUAAUAGCGGAAACACAGAUUGCCGUAAAAUUUCUUUGGCUGACCCUUCGCCUGGAGUUUGAUUGACAGGCGACCGGACCAAUCAUAAUGCCGAAAUUAUGCCCCUCCCCGUUGCUAUUUGCCAUUUUGUGGUUAGAAGGGAUACAGCUACAGCCGGAAGUGAUGCAAAAUCUCGGCCUAAAAUUUCAAUAAACUACAUUAGCUGACACCUACCCCAACCCUAAAGCUAACCUUACAAUAAUAACAAAAUCGUAAUUAACUGUUCUCAGCGUGACAAAAAUGAUGCGGUAUUGAGCUUGUAAUAGACGUCACGCAGUGUUGAAUGUUGCGCCAUCUUGGGGGGAUGGCUGCUAGUGCGUUCAAUGCAGUGUUUUGUUUUUCUUGUUUGAUUAGGAAAUAUAUCUAUGGUAGGUCGGUCUUGCUUGCAAUUUUGUCCGACAUACUAACCAUAGAGUUUAACCGGCUGCGUGCUAUGAGUUUUAAAAAGUCCUUCGCGAUUGUUGCUGGCCGUCAAAUUGUACGCACAUGAUCCAGGCUAAAGGUUAUGUCACUGUGGAAUCUUAGUUGUUAUAAUGUACAACAAUAAAGACUUAUUUAUUAAAACAGACUCAUACAAGAAGACUUGUCCGGAGUUUCACCUCAUAGACUGUCAUAGGAUUAGCGCUGAAGGACUGCAUAUCAUCAACACGUACUUUAUUCCGAGUCACUUUCACAUCCUUUUGACUGAAAGUACACAUCAUUUAAAAAUAAACGGGUCAAGGUGUUUGGAAAAACAACCUACACAUAUCACAGAUAUGUAAAGUGAAACAGUACCGUGAAAAGUAAUGUGAAAGGUUUCAUAGUUUAAAUGCAAACAUGUUUAUGCUCAUUAAUGAAAAUAAAUAAAAAUAUUUUGUUAAGCAGUGUUGUCUUUUAGUUAGUUGUUGCCUUAAUCGGAUGCCACAGAAUUUAGGGGUGCCAUAGCAUGUGUUGGUAUUUAGUGAAACUUGCUUCAAAUGCAGCUGUCUCUACCCAUUCAGACAGACUGACACUUUGGAACUAUAUAUGGUUUCAUCGGGUGCAUGUGUGUCGUAACUCUUUCAACUGCUCUGGCAUGAACCUGUGGCUGGAUUUCCCGCUCAUUUUCAAAUGUCACACACAACAACUAUGUCAUCUAUGUCUCACAGCUCCAUAUGAGAAAAGAGCAGCAAUGUAGUCUCACAAUAUGUGGAUAUUCUGGAUCCUUCACACAUCAACUGUUCUACCUCUCAUCAUGAACAUUGUUCUCUGUAUGGCAACUUGUUAUAAUGGUGAAUAUGAAAUUAAUGGACAGUGCUGUCCAAUGUGUGAUCCAGGACAGCGAGUCCUUCAACACUGUGAUGAAUUCACAAGCAUAACAUGUGUAUCAUGUUCUGAAAUUACCUACACUGAUUCAUCUAACGGAUUAACAGAGUGUUUGCCAUGUGCUGUCUGUGAUUCAAGUAAUGGUCUGAGAGUAAAGCGAGCAUGUACAGUGAUAUCAGAUACAGUGUGUGAGCCUCUGCCAGGUCAUUACUGUAUUGAGUUUAAGAGGAAAUACUGUUCAAAGGCCAGAAAACAUUCCCCAUGCUCAUCUGGACAGUAUAUCAACCAGACAGGAACAGGAUUUCAAGACACAGUGUGUGCAGAGUGCCCUGCGGGUUCAUAUUCAAACGGUACACUCUGCAAAUUACAUACAAACUGCGAAUCUCUUGGGAAAAUAACAGUCAAGCCAGGAACAGAAACAGAUGAUGCUGAGUGCAAUGAUGGACACUCUCAUGUAUGGCCUCUGAUUGCUGCUUUGUGUGGACUGUGUGUGAUUGCUGGGAUUAUUGUGGUUGUUGUACUUAAAUUAGGGCUGUCAAAAUUAACGCGUUAAUAACGCGUUAACGCAAAUUCCUUUUAACGGAGCUAUCCUCCACCGAGCUAUCACAGUUGCGAAAAUGUAAACAUGCUUGUGUAAGUAAAUAGCUUAGUGCAAAGAAAGAAGUAAUGGGAACCUGGGUUUUUCCUGGGUUUUUUUCAUGUGUUUAAUAGACAUGUACAAGUUCUUUGAAAAACAUCUAUGACCUUUGAAACAUGUCUAGUCUUCAUGCUCUAUGUUGAGUAUGGUUUCACUAAUAAUAAACAAUAUACAUUUGCAUAAAGCAUCAAUAUUUGUCCAUGCCCAUGUUGGUUAGAGUAUUAAAAACUUGAAAAGUAUUUAUUUAAGGUACAUUCAUAACGGAUAAAAUGUGCGAUUAAGUUGCGAUUAUUCACGAGUUAACUCGUGCCAUGCAACCAUGCAAUUAAUCGCGAUUAAAUAUUUUAAUCGAUUGACAGCCCUAACUUAAAUAUUUAAGGCGUUUAAGGUGAAGAGUGGGAAGAACUUUAAAAAAGCUGAUAAGCUUACUAUUUUUAUCAAAUGUAAAAAAAUACGAAUAAAUCAGCGAGUAAGUGUCCGGUGUAAAAAAAAGUGUAACUUUUGACCGGUAGUGUAUGAUCUAGUAAGGAUGCAUGCAGUCAACCUUGUCCUCCAUCUGGCCAAGCUGUGCUCCCUCUACUUUCCUCCUUGAAACUUUAGUUGAGCUCAUGGGAAUAUUCUUGCUUAUGAUCAUGGGGACAGAAACAUCAUGAGUUGUGUUAAGAUCGGAGGCACUGUAGCAGGCCAUCCACUCACAAAAAUAAAGUUUUUAUAUAUUUAAGGUAGGAAAUUUGCCAAAUAUCUUCAUGGAACAUGAUCUUUACUUAAAAUCCUAAUGAUUUUUGGCAUAAAAGAAAAAUAGAUCGUUUUGACCCAUACAAUGUAUUUUUGGCUUUUACUAAAAAUGUUUCUGUGCUACUUAAGACUGGUUUUGUGAUCCAGGGUCACAUAUGCAUUGUGCUUGUGCAGUCAUCCAUAUCUUUGUUAGUGCGUACUCUUUUCUGUGUUGCUAAAAUUUCAUUGUAUGCAGCUGUGACAUGACAAUAACAAUAUUCUAUUAUCAAAAUGUGAUACAUUAAUGUAAGCUUGUAUAUAAUAACUGUUACGGAGAAAUUGUCAGGUAAAAUACAAAUACAAAAACUAUUAUAUAUGUCAAACAAAUGCUUUUGAUUUAAAUAAGGUUUUAUAUUGUAAAGUAAAAUAUUUAAAAUGAUUAAAAUUAAUGGUCUAUAAGAAAUUCUCACAAUACACAGUAAAAAUGCUCUACUAUUUCAAAAGAUGUUCCUGUUCUUCUCAUGUUGUCCCUCUUAACCAUGUCUCAUAUUUCUUGUGGUUAACAGUACGACUUUGUCUGUGAUCCUUGGAAAACUACACAAAAUUAAAACAAUAAAUUGAAGCUUAAGGUCAACAGCUAUCAUUUGGUGUGUCCUGCUCCUAAACUUUGUGGCUUCUCUGACUUCAUCAUAAUUUUGAAACAUGCUGUCCCCUCGCUGAUCUCCUCUGUCAUCUGAUUCGGACUGGGAGUUGAGAAAAUACAUACAGUAUUAAUGAUUUGAAAAUCACACUAGUAACAUAAGAAUGGGAGGUGAGGACGUGAACAUUUACUAAAAAACAUCAAAAUUUGAAUUACUGUCAUCAACUUGAGGUAAAUUAUGUAACACAACAAAUUAACGGCGAACUUUAUGUAAGCAGCGAGUACAAAUAUUCAUCUUCUCCUCUGUCAUGUUCACAGCUCUAGGUAGCGAUGAAUGGCUUCCGGUGGGGAAGCGGAUGUUUUCUUGCAGCCUGAGUGUAAACGCGGAAGUGACCGUGCAUUGACCCUUGCUGCGUCUGAAAUCUCCUACUCCAUACUAUAUAGUAGGCGAAAAUGAGUAUGAGUCAUGAAUAGUAUGUCCGAAAUCUUAGUAUGCAAAAAAACAGUACGUGAGAAAUACCCGGAUGGUCUACUACUUCUGCCGAGAUUCGUGAGUGUGGAGCAGAUGGACACUUCUCUAUCCCAUGAUGACGUUCCAUUUCGAAGGGCUCGAUGCCCUAAGCCCUUUGAAUGGUUUACCCUCCGGAGUGAGAGCUUUGAAGGGUUAAAGGGUGUAGGGGACCAAACAACUGUUUCUUGAAGUGCCCUUCUGCGUCAUCAUCCCGCACCCAUAAGGAGGCGGUGUCACCACGCAAAGAAUCUGCACAAGGAAUCAUGGGAGCCCGAAAUGACCAUCAGUUGUACCCUUCGAAAUCCUUCAUUCUGAAGGGCCCUUUGAAGUGGCCAGUUAUGAGCACUUCGGUUUGGAACAACCCUUCAGUAUGGCGGCCAUGAUUGUUGUCACUCCCAAGGGCCCUUCGGAGGGCGAUAUAUCCCAGUUGGAACGCAGGGUAUAACGGCUGAUAUUAACCACAGCGAGUAGGAGUUUAGUGGCGCUCCACUGCAAUUAUAAAUGAUAUAACGGAUGCGUCACUAAAUUAACAAAUGUAAGUAUACAGUUGUAGCGAGGAAGGCGGGACCAGAGCCGUGGGGCAGGAAGGCGGGGCCGGUGGCGUGAGUGAUAAUGAGUAUCAGCUGUACGCGCACCGGUCCCGCAUGCCUCACGGGGAGCUAGGGAGCAUAAGAGGACGAGCGACGGGACUGCCGACGAGAGAGGACCGGGCCCGGAAAUGUUAAGUUUAAUUUAUGUUUGUGUGGCCAGCACUCGACCGUGAGGUGGCUGCCGGCCUUUUACUUCCGUGUUUUUGUUUGUUUAUUUUUGAUUAAAGUUUAUUGUUUAAAUGUUAAAAAACAUCAAAAUCUCGGUAUCUACUAUAAACAGCUAAAACAGUAAAUUUUCAUUUUUACAAGCAAAAAUGUGUGAAUAAGCAUUUUCGGUCACAUGACUUCUAUUGUAGUUAAUGCAUACUAUUUUAAUAUAUUCCCCGUUAUUAUAAAUAUCAUAACUUUAGCAAUCCUCAACUGAUUUUCACAAUUCAGGUGUCGUCAUAAAGGGAAUUUUCAGCUCUGUCUAGUCAUGUGAUCUAUUUUGAGUUUAGGGGUGUUUGGAAAUUUUGUCAUCAUGCCUACUAUUAGGGCAGGUAUAAUUUUGUAUUUUUAUGCUUAUUUUCUGCGCUCUCUGAAUGCUGAUCUGUUUUCCUCUG
Messenger RNA from Triplophysa rosa, 5500 nucleotides. RefSeq names its product mitotic spindle assembly checkpoint protein MAD2B. The record is from RefSeq and is a predicted model, not a curated record. NCBI's taxonomy places the organism in Eukaryota, Metazoa, Chordata, Actinopteri, Cypriniformes, Nemacheilidae. The coding region runs from base 1688 to 2359 and encodes 223 amino acids. The transcript is spliced from 6 exons. Gene Ontology annotation, cellular component: membrane; zeta DNA polymerase complex; external side of plasma membrane. Gene Ontology annotation, molecular function: transmembrane signaling receptor activity; protein binding. Gene Ontology annotation, biological process: positive regulation of peptidyl-tyrosine phosphorylation; signal transduction; defense response to Gram-negative bacterium.